Molecule: messenger RNA, 606 nt
Organism: Dendronephthya gigantea
Lineage: Eukaryota; Metazoa; Cnidaria; Anthozoa; Malacalcyonacea; Nephtheidae
Exons: 4
Coding region: 166-606 (146 amino acids)
Molecular function (GO): ubiquitin-protein transferase activity
Source: RefSeq, a predicted model, not a curated record
UGUACAGCAGGAAUUAUAUUAGGACUCAGCAUAUUACAAAAUGGAAAAAUACCUUACUUUCUAAGUGAUAGUUCCCUGAAAAUUGUUUUUCAUUCUGUUCCUCUGAAUGGUUGUCUUCAUCAACUGCGUCUGGGUUUUGAAAAACUUGGCAUAUAUCAGGUUGGAAUGCAGUUACCAAAUUUCCUAAAUAUCUUCAAUCACAGACAAACCAACCUGACCUUAAGAUCAUUUGUCAACCUAUUUAAGCCCAUUUUCAGCGAGGAAGGCUCCAACAAAAGAAAAUUUGAAAAUGAUGUUUAUGCAGUGUUUGUGAAAUAUCUUAGAAAGGUUGCAAAUGGUGAACGUAGUGGUAUUUCACUGAAUACUAUAUUGCGAUUUGCUACAUGUGAUGAUGAAAUACCUCUUUUAGGCUAUGAAUACUUAGCAAAACCAUCAAUCACGUUUUAUGAAGUUCCUGAAAACAAGUCAUUCUUUCCUACUGCAAAUACAUGCUGUAGUAAAUUACAGUUACCAAGACCUACAAUUGAAGUAGGUCUCCCAGAUGAUGAUACGCUAUUUAAUUUCUAUGACAUGGCUUUCGUUAAUGAAUAUUUUGGACAUAAGUAA